CCUCCCCCGAUUCAAUAUAUAAAUUUACAUUAUUCUGCACACAAACCCUCGCCACCCCACAUGACCAACUUCCGUCAAACCGCGUUUCACCGCAACCCGUUAUCGAAUCGCCGCCCAUAAAUAUUAGGCUCCGCUGCUAAAGAAAUCAAAGAAACGCUCCGAUUCCCACUACCAUGGGCGGUGCUAAUUCCAACCCCGUCCCCGCCUACCACCCCACCUCCAAGCCCCCCACCGCCGCCUCCAGAAAAAGAACCAAUCUUUAUUCCUUAGCCUUCAUCCUCUGCCUCUGCUCCUUCUCUUACCUCCUCGGCGUCUGGCAGCACGGCGGCAGCGUUUCCUCCGUCUCCUCCUCCGCCGCCUCCAACUUAUUCGUCCGCGUCCCAUGCGGCUCCGCCCCCAACUCCACCACCACCGUCCGGCGCGAGUCCACUUCCUCGCGCGUGCAGCUUGACUUCUCCACCCACCACGAGGCGGCGGACGGCGUCGCCACCGCCGACACGGGGCAGACGUACCAGGCGUGCGACGUGAAGUACAGCGAGUACACUCCUUGCGAGGACUCGGCGAGGUCGUUGAAGUUUGACCGGGACCGGUUGAUAUACCGGGAGAGACACUGUCCGGAGAAAGGGGAGUUGUUGAAGUGUCGGGUUCCGGCGCCGUACGGGUACAAGAACCCGUUCUCUUGGCCGUCGAGCAGGGAUCUGGUGUGGUACGCGAACGUGCCGCAUAAGGAAUUGACGGUGGAGAAGGCGGUCCAGAACUGGAUCAGGUACGAGGGCGACCGGUUCAGAUUCCCUGGUGGCGGGACCAUGUUCCCUAACGGUGCAGACGCCUACAUCGACGACAUCGGCAAGUUGAUCAAUCUCAAAGAUGGGUCAAUCAGAACGGCCAUUGACACUGGCUGUGGGGUUGCGAGUUGGGGGGCAUACCUGCUGUCCAGGAACAUCAUAACAAUGUCAUUUGCUCCUAGGGACACCCACGAAGCUCAGGUCCAAUUUGCCUUGGAACGUGGGGUACCUGCCCUAAUCGGUGUCCUAGCCUCCAAUCGCCUACCCUACCCUUCCAGGGCAUUUGACAUGGCUCACUGCUCUCGCUGCCUCAUCCCCUGGGGCCAAUACGAUGGGAUUUACUUGAUCGAGGUGGAUCGGGUUCUCCGGCCGGGCGGGUACUGGAUCCUGUCGGGUCCUCCCGUCAACUGGAAGCACCACUUCAAGGGGUGGCAGAGAACAAAGGAUGAUUUGUACGCGGAGCAGAGCCAAAUUGAGAAGGUUGCCAAGAGACUCUGCUGGGUGAAGCUGAUUGAGAAGGAUGAUAUUGCCAUUUGGCAGAAACCCAUCAAUCAUGUGAACUGCAAGGCCAAUCGAAAGUUCGCCAAAGUCCCGCCGCCUUUCUGCCCCGCCCAGGAUCCCGAUGCGGCGUGGUACACAAAAAUGGAGAUAUGCUUGACACGUUUGCCCGAAGUUUCGGACGCCGGGGAAGUGGCGGGCGGAGCCCUGGAAAAAUGGCCGGCGAGACUAAGCGCGAUACCGCCGAGGAUUAGCCGGGGGAUCAUAACAGGGGUGACGGCGGAGACUUUCCGGGAAGACUCGGAGCUGUGGAAGAGGAGAGUGUCAUACUACAAAACAGUGAACAAUCAGCUAGGCCUGCCCGGCAGGUACCGCAACCUGCUCGACAUGAACGCGAACUUGGGCGGGUUCGCGGCCGCGCUCAUCAACGACCCGGUUUGGGUGAUGAACGUGGUUCCUGCCGAGGCCAAGACCAACACUCUCGGCGUAAUUUACGAGCGGGGAUUGAUCGGAACAUACCAGAACUGGUGUGAAGCAAUGUCAACAUACCCAAGAACAUACGAUCUUAUGCAUGCCGACUCUGUUUUCACACUCUACAAGGACAGGUGUGAAAUGGAGGACAUAGUGUUGGAGAUGGACAGAGUGCUGAGGCCGGAGGGAGGAGUGAUAAUGAGAGACGAUGUGGAUGUGCUGGUGAAGGUGAAGAGAAUUGCAGAUGGGAUGAACUGGGACAGCCAAAUAGUUGACCACGAGGAUGGGCCGAUGGAGAGGGAGAAGCUUCUGUUUGCCGUGAAGACUUAUUGGACGGCUCCGGCGGAGAGCUCUUCUAAAUCGUCCUAGUGUUUAAUUCCCUCUGCUUUUGUUUUCUUCUCUUUCUUUCUGUUUUUGGUCUUUCGCUCCACCUCCACCCCUCAACCUCUCUCUACCCAUUUUGUUUUCUAUUUAAUUCUUUUGUGAUUAGUUCAAAUCCGGCAGUAGCAAACUAACACAUGGCAGUAUUUUGUAUCUUCUCUUAUAUUAAAAAAAGGGGGAAAAUCCAUUAAUUGGAAUCCACUGGUGAAUUUGGUGGU
Malania oleifera is the source of this 2353-nucleotide messenger RNA. Its product is annotated as probable methyltransferase PMT15. The transcript is spliced from 6 exons. The record is from RefSeq and is a predicted model, not a curated record. Gene Ontology annotation, cellular component: endosome; trans-Golgi network; cytoplasm. Bases 174 to 2123 code for a protein of 649 amino acids. NCBI's taxonomy places the organism in Eukaryota, Viridiplantae, Streptophyta, Magnoliopsida, Santalales, Ximeniaceae. Gene Ontology annotation, molecular function: methyltransferase activity.